Messenger RNA from Nerophis ophidion (straightnose pipefish), 4134 nucleotides. RefSeq names its product SATB homeobox 2 (gene satb2). The record is from RefSeq and is a predicted model, not a curated record. NCBI's taxonomy places the organism in Eukaryota, Metazoa, Chordata, Actinopteri, Syngnathiformes, Syngnathidae. Gene Ontology annotation, molecular function: DNA-binding transcription factor activity, RNA polymerase II-specific; RNA polymerase II cis-regulatory region sequence-specific DNA binding. The transcript is spliced from 14 exons. Gene Ontology annotation, biological process: regulation of transcription by RNA polymerase II; chromatin remodeling. The coding region runs from base 451 to 3138 and encodes 895 amino acids.
CUGACUGAAAGCGACUCUUCUGAUUACAAAGCUGGCGGUUCGGAGCGACUUCACGGUCCGGUUCUUGUCCGCACUUGGCGACCAUGUCGAACAAGUCCUUUGCGCAACUUUGAGCUUUUGAGAGAAAACCCAAAGGAGAAGACAAAGUUACGGUUCGGGAAACAGAAGCGCAUCCUUCUCACCUGCACUUCCAACAACUUUUUGUUCUCCCUACCCCACGCCACCAAACCCAUCGUGGAUCUCCGCGGGUCCCGGUUGUUGUUUUUUUGAUCGUUCCGUGCGUCCGGAAAGAACAGACCAGAACCCCCCAGCCCAGCCCUGCACAGCCCAGCCCUGGAUUCACUACUGCUGAUCAAUGGACAGAACCUCCUUAGCGGCCAGCAGCGCUACACACACGCCGUGAACAACUCUUUCUCUCUGGCUGGAGCUCCUCUGGGGAUCUGGAAGAGGAUGGAGCGAGGAGGGGAGAGUCCCAUCACGCAGGACAGUCCUGAGCGCAGAGGAGGUGGAGGCAGCAGCCCGGACCUCGGCAGCCUGCCGCCGCCGGGGAAGAAGGGGCGCCUAGAGCUCAACGGCAGCCCCACGGGGCCCCGCGUGCGCCACAAUGGGGCGCCGCUUAGACCCCUUGGAGGUCUGAUGAUUCCGGUCUUCUGCGUGGUGGAGCAGUCAGAUGGAGGCAUCCAAGCAGACGUAUGCGAUGGAAGGGAAGAUCAUGCAGAGUUCGUGCUAGUUCGGAAGGACAUCCUCUUCUCCCAGCUGGUGGAGACGGCACUGCUGGCCCUCGGCUACUCUCACAGCUCAGCCGCACAAGCCCACGGUAUCAUCAAGGUGGGCCGAUGGAACCCUCUGCCCAUCCACUUCCUGACGGACGCCCCAGAGGCUACGGUGGCCGACAUGCUCAUGGAGGUCUACCACAUGGUCACUCUACGCAUCCAACUUCAAAGUUUUUCUAAGCUGGAGGACCUGCCCUGCGAGCAGUGGAACCACGCCACUGUCAGGAAUGCUCUGAAGGAGCUCCUGAAGGAGAUGAACCAGAGCACUUUGGCCAAAGAGUGUCCUCUGUCGCAGAGUAUGAUCUCGUCCAUUGUGAACAGCUCCUACUAUGCCAACGUCUCCACUGCCAAAUGCCAAGAGUUUGGUCGCUGGUAUAAGAAGUAUAAGAAAAUCAAAGUGGAUUAUUUGGAGAAGAUGUGGUCCGGUCGAGAUCCCACUGACAUCAAAAUUGAGCGAGACAACAUGGCUGACUUCUGCAUGCUGGGCCAGAGACCUCAUCCUCACUUGGCCGGCCUAGCUCAGCUAGGUCACCUUGGUAGCCCCCUCCUAAAGGCGGGCUCUGGAGACCCGCAGGUGCCCUCCCAGCCUCCCCAGGUGCCUCCUCCUUCCCAGCAGCCCUCGCCCCAUGGACCCCUUCACCACAGCCCCCCUCUCCACACGGGCCAGGUGCCCGCUCCGCCGCCUCCCCACCCGCCCGGCACGCUCCAGCCCCUGCUGGGCCCAGGUGGGCUGCUCUCGCCCCAACUCUCCCCGCAGCUGGUGCGCCAGCAGCUCGCCAUGGCCCACCUCAUCAACCAACAGAUAGCUGUCAGCCGCCUGCUGGCCCACCAACACCCGCAGGCCCUCAACCAGCAGUUCCUCAACCACCCGCCCAUCCCACGGGGCUCACCCAAAGUCGGCGGCGACCACCCCGGCAGCAACCCCUCGGCCGCUGAGGUGUCAUCGGAAAUCUACCAGCUGGUCCGAGACGAGCUGAAAAGAGCCAGCGUCUCUCAGGCCGUGUUUGCACGUGUGGCCUUCAACCGUACACAGGGUCUGCUGUCGGAGAUCCUGCGCAAGGAGGAGGACCCUCGCACAGCCUCGCAGUCGCUGCUGGUCAACCUGAAAGCCAUGCAGAACUUCCUUAACCUGCCCGAGGGCGAGCGAGACCGUAUCUACCAAGAGGAGCGGGAGCGCACCAUGAACCCUACGGUGGGCCUUCCCGCCUCCAACUCUUCUAACCCCAACACUCCCCGCCUCUCGCAGAAAGUGUGGGAGAGGAGCUUGGACGAGCAGAUCACGCCUGAUACCUGGGCCUCGAUUUGGAAGAACAAGAAUAAGAUAACCAACUCGCCAAAGCCCUUAGGCCCCACCCCUGACCUCCCCAUCAAGUUGGAAUCGUUGGUCAACAUCACGUCGGGCAUCUACGACGAAAUCCAGCAGGAGAUGAAGCGAGCCAAGGUGUCCCAGGCUCUGUUUGCCAAGGUGGCAGCCAACAAGAGUCAGGGUUGGCUCUGCGAGCUGCUCCGCUGGAAGGAAAACCCCAGCCCGGAGAACCGCACACUUUGGGAGAACCUGUGCACCAUCCGGCGGUUCCUGGCGCUCAUGCAGGCCGACAGGGACAUGGCAUACGAGGAGGAGUCGCGACACCAUCACAGCGAGAGGCUCCACACCGUCCUCCACCUGCCGCAGGACACACAGCUCUUUUGUCUGUCUCGCCAGGCACUCCACAGACCGCCUCCCAUCCAGAUGAAAGAGCACCGCUCAUCUCCGAUGCGAGAGGAGCUGUUGUCUGCCCCCACUACCGAAGAGGGUGGUCAGACAAUGGUGACAGGGGCUGGAGGUCCACCUUGUAGUGCUGGUAGCAGCAAGAAGCCAAGACUGCGCACAAAGAUCUCCCUGGAAGCGCUGGGCAUCCUGCAGAGUUUCAUCCAGGACGUAGGCCUCUACCCAGACCAAGAGGCCAUCCACACCUUGUCGGCACAGCUGGACCUGCCCAAGCACACCAUCAUCAAGUUCUUCCAGAACCAGCGCUACCACGUCAAGCACCACGGGCGCCUCAAGGAGCUGAGCGAGGGUGUUGCUGCCAGCGGAGGUGUGGAUGUCAGCGAAUACCGGGAGGAGGAGUUGCUCUCGGGCUCGGAGGACCCAGAGUCCAGCGAGGAUGGGGCGGAGGAAAUCUACCAGUCAGAGGGGAGUGGUAGUGGUGGCAGCACCGGAGGGCUGAGCCAGCCUCCGGCUUCCUCCAACUCAAGCCAGGCGUCCUCUGGGACCAGCCUAGUUCAAGACGAAGGCAAGGACAAGGGGCACGCCCGGCCUGGUGGCCCCCUGGCUCCAGGAAGUUCCUCAUCUAGUCCCACAGAACAGCCGGACUUCCAGAGGUAGAGAUGGCCAACAAAACGACAGAGAAACAGUGGAAUGGCCAAAGACAAUGUACAGUUUACGUCGGCACAGGAAUCACAAACCACUGGCCAGAAACAUUUCAUGACGACAAUCUAACGUUCUACUUCGGCCCUCAGUGUAAAUGUGAAACAUUUCAAUAGCUUUUCAAGGUAGAACAACACUUAGCACCACAGCAGAUCCAGAGAAAUGGGCCGCCAGGGUAAGAUGAGCUCUAGCCAAAGACAAUUCUGUUCCGAACUCUUGAGCAGUACUCUCGCAGACUUGAUCUUAGGGCCUCGGAGACCUCUCGUACAAAAAAACAAACAAAAAAAAACUCAGGACACUUGCUCGUGUUGCUAAUGCUGUUCCUUGCCUGAGAGGACAGACAGCUACCCCAAUCCUCGCUACCCCUUGAGAAUCACUACCGAUCCUAUCUAGCACUUACGACAAUUUUGUGGACGUGAUGUACCCCUGCCUACCCAAGCUCCGUUCUUCGCUGCCGAGUCUCACGAAGCUGUGAGGUUAAUAAAUGAACCACGAGAGGAGCGCUGGGUUGAUUUUGCAAGGUGACCAAAGUCAAGAGAGCAGAAACCAAGAGACUGGUGUGAAAACGUGUCAGCCAAGCAAUCAGUCACUUUACGAGUCUAUCUGCGCUUCCUCUCAAUCUAACCCCCCACCUUCUCCCCUCCCUAAUUGGUGCCCUCAGUCUCGUGUCUAACCACACAUCCCCGCACUUAAACUUCCCCAACCCUAUUUAUUGCUAUCUUUAUCCAUGAUUAUUAUUAUUAUCAUUAUUGUUAUUAUUGUGGUUGUUAUGGUUAAGAUUGCUAAGUGCUAUUUUUUUGUAUUUCAACAAUGGCAGUUAUUUUGAUAACAAGAAGGGAAGAUUUAAAAAAAAAAGAAGCCGUUACUGAGUGGUAAGAAAUAAAUUGCUGUCGUGUGUUUUUGUGUUCUAAAAGCAGCAUCCAAAAGAGAAACUUACAAAAAAGGAAAUUGUGC